CCGCCUCAGUCGAUGUUCUUUCAUUACAGUACGUCGUAACAGAAGAAAUGACUUCCUACAGCGCGUAAUUAGAUGGCUGUGUAUUACGUUAUAGGACGAAGCGUAGGGCCGCAUACAUCAUUUGUAUAAACGGUGCCUGGCCGCAUACAUCAUUGUAGAACGAUAGAGUGGUAAGCGGUGGUGGCUCUCUAUCAUAUUCCUGCUGUGUACAUGUAUAUAUAAGUGUCUACCUGGGGGACACAAAACAUAUAUGUACGCUGUAUACACUGAGUAACGUCUGCUCCGAUCCACGGGCCCAAUCAUGGAAUCGCCGUAACACGAUAGGAUGAAAACGGGAUUUAAAACAAUUCUUUUCUGAUUGAAAAUGAUUUUGUGCUUUUAACCAUAGUCUUCUCAAAGACUUCAAGGAUGGCAUCGUCGGACGCCAACUUAUGCCAUUGGCAAACAGUGUUUUCACGGGGUUUUUUGGUUGUGAUUUUCUUUAUUUUAUUCCCAAAAACAUCAGGUCACUUAGACAAAGACCUACGACUGUUGUCAAAGUUCCUGCCAGGACUUUACAGCAAUAAGCAGCAGUACCUGGAAGAUGUGAAAAAUAAUUUAUCAACAGACCAAAGACAUUUAUCCAUGCAGUUCAUCUUCCGUCCCGUUCAAAUUCAUUUUCUACCCAAUUCAUUCAACGUGUAUGUGGAGCAGUAUAUUAACUAUGAUCACACUCCGUUUAAACAGUGGUUGUACAACUUACGUACAGACUAUAAAGGUAUGAUGAUAGAUAUGAAAAUCUACAACUUCAACUCUGAGGAGGUGAAAGCAAGGUUGAAGAAUGAUUUUACCACAAUCAAACAAUUGGAUGUGUCUGACUUAAACUCAAGCGCCGAGUGUAACAUGCUUUGGCGCAGACUUGGAGCAAAGAAGUUUAUUGGAACCACCAGGCGCCAAUGUCUAGCAAAUAUUAAUGGCGAACAGGUGCGGAUCGCGAUGUCUGCGACCCUGACGCAAUCCUCGCUUCAGUGGCACGAAGGAUGGUACCGGGUACUGGAUGGGAGCGAGGUUGUCAAGACGGUUAGCCCUUAUGACAUGUUAAAGAUAAAGAAGAUCAAAGGCGAAAGGUACAUGCCGUCUAGUGACGCAGAGGAUGAAGAGGCGAGGAAGGCCGCGCAAACAGGGGUCAAGGUCGGUCAGAGGUGGGCCAACAGUAGCAGCACUCUUCCGGUCAAACCCAGUACAAGGCAUAAGGGUGGCGGUGUCAUGAAUGACAGAAUAACCAUUCCUAGAAAACACCGUUCCUGGAAGUUGCAUAACUUCGAGGGUGUCAUGGAGGCCUUGAUGGAAGGCAGGAAGGUGCACUAUGCCGCAGACAUCCGGAAGUGUAGUUUGGUAGGACAGAAUAACAUGGAACGAACAGCCUUCGGGGACUUCAUCAAUGUGUUUGAAAUCCAUAGGACUAACAGUAACAAUGGCAAGAACAGUAUCAAGUUCUCCAGCUCUCAGAAGGUCAAGAACGGCAAUGACUUCGUGGAACUGCUGAGAGACGUGACUUUGUACUCGGACGGGACCACGGUCAUCGACCUUUACACUGUCGACCCAGAUAAAAACCAGAUCCUUCAGCAAACUAUCGCUGUCUGCUGGCUUUACUCCCCCAAAACCAGGAAAGGUGAUGUGAGGUUCACCCUUGACCCGAGGCUCAAGGUCAGAGUGGAGACGUCCUUCAAGUCACUCAAGUACUCCCUACAGAAGGGCCGAAAUAUCCGCAUGGUGGUCGAUCUGGCCAACUGUGCCGGCUCGGACGAGCGACAGACAGUUAUAGGUGGAGAACUUAAAGGCUACGACAUAUUCGGACACCAGAAAGAGAUAGGCGUGGCCCUGGAAAGGACCAUGACAAACACUCAGUCGGAGAACGUGAUAUCGCACCGCCAUUUUGACGUGCGAAUCACCCCAAACAGUCGCGCAUCGUUGACUGUCACCGACCGCGGCAUCACCAAGAACAUCUUCAACCAAUAUGGCGGCAAGGAAACUACACACAGAUGUACCGUUAGUAGGUCCAAAGAAAACUUUUCUCUCAUUUUGUUUCGUGCGUGAAUUCACUUUUCUCUCAUUUUGUUUCGUGCGUGAAUUCACUUUUCUCUCAUUUUGUUUCGUGUGUGAAUUCAGUUCCAGUGUCGUUUUGGACAAGCAAGUAACUGUACGUUUAUCGCCACUAGAUUGGGCCCACUUCUGAACACAACGCCAUCAAGGGGAUGGAUUUUAUAUGCAUUGGGACAUACAGGUAUUCAUCUUAAUUGUGUCGUUUAAUGUCACGUUUGGCGAGAAUCUCGCCUGUUUCUAUUCAGACCAGCGAUAUUUUGGCUGAACCAGGAUUCUAUUCACCAAGGUUGUUGUUAUUUUGUGCCGUUUUUUUUACCUUUUGAAAUAAUGUCUCUUUUCGUGUUUUUGGGCUGUAUAUAUAUUUCCAUGUACAUAUUUAUUUAUUUAAAUCGAUUUAUGCUCUUUUUAUUAUGUACAAAUAAA
Molecule: messenger RNA, 2505 nt
Organism: Mizuhopecten yessoensis (Yesso scallop)
Lineage: Eukaryota; Metazoa; Mollusca; Bivalvia; Pectinida; Pectinidae
Exons: 6
Coding region: 409-2076 (555 amino acids)
Biological process (GO): protein-phycocyanobilin linkage
Molecular function (GO): lyase activity
Source: RefSeq, a predicted model, not a curated record